CCUCCCUCGCCCGCCACCGCUGCUGCUGCUGCUGCUGCUGCUGCAGUGUCUCCUGGAGGCUGGCGAGCGGUGGCCUUCCUCCUUCUCCCCUUCCCCUUGCAGCAGCAGCAGCAGUAGUAGCAUCCUUAGCAGCAGCAGCAGCAUCCCCCUCCUCCGCAUCCUCCUCCUCCUCCUGCUGCUGCAUCCCCUCCGCCGGCAUGGCUGGCGUCAGCUUCAGUGCCAACCGCCUGGAGCUCCUGGCCUCCUACCAGGAGGUGAUCGGGGAAGACAGCCCCACCGACUGGGCAUUGUACACCUAUGAAGAUGACUCUGAUAACCUGAAAUUGGCUGCCUCAGGAACUGGUGGCCUCCAAGAGCUCUCCAGCCAUUUUGAGAUUCAGAAGGUGAUGUAUGGAUUCUGCAGUGUAAAGGACCCCCAGGCCACCCUACCUAAAUAUGUCCUCGUUAACUGGGUGGGAGAGGAUGUAGCUGAUGCCCGAAAGUGUGCCUGUGCCAGCCAUGUUGCCAAGGUUGCAGAGUUCUUCCAGGGUGUGGAUGUCAUUGUCAAUGCUAGCAGUGUGGAAGAUAUUGAUCCAGGAGCCAUUGGUCAGCGGCUCUCCAGUGGCCUGGCCCGCAUUGCCAGUCCGGUGCUGCACCGUCUUCGUCUGCGUGAGGAUGAAAACUCCCAACCUGUGGGUACUACCUAUCAGAAGACUGAUGCAGCUGUGGAGAUGAAACGACUCAACCGAGAGCAGUUCUGGGAACAGGCCAAGAAAGAAGAGGAGCUGCGCAAAGAGGAAGAGAGGAAGAAAGCCUUGGAUGAACGGCUGCGUUUUGAGCAGGAGCGCAUGGAGCAAGAGAGGCAGGAACAGGAAGAGCGUGAGAAGCGCUACCGGGAACGUGAAGAGCAGAUCGAAGAACACAGGCGAAAGCAGCAGAGCCUGGAAGCAGAGGAAGCCAAACAGCGGUUGAAGGAGCAAUCCAUCUUUGGGGAGCAGGAGGACGACGAAGACAGGCAGCAGCCCAAAAAGUCUGAGUCAGAGGUGGAGGAGGCAGCCGCCAUCAUUGCUCAGCGACCCGAGAACCCUCGCGAGUUCUUCAGGCAGCAAGAACGAGUGGCCUCAGCCAGUUCAGAGACUCUCCCGCCCUUCAGCAGAACAACAGGUCGUCUGCACUGUCCUUUCAUAAAGACACCUGACAGUGGGCUGCCUUCCUCCUCCUCCUCCUCCUCCUCCCCUCCGCGGACUCCCUUCCCUUAUAUCACUUGCCACCGCACACCAAACCUCUCCUCCUUCUUUCCAUGCAGCCAGACGGAAACACACAGAAAGGUAUCUGCCUCUGCCAGUAGCCCUUGUGACUCCAGUACAGCCUCGACACCUGUGGGAGAGCAGAUUGAGCGUGCCCUCGACGAGGUAACGCAGCACGGGGCAUUGAAAGACUCCUCCAGCCCAAGCUGUGAAGAGGCAGCAGCAGCAUCUGCUGUGAACUGGACUCCCCCCAGUGUGGAGCAACCAGUGGAGAAGAUGGAAGAGCCCCCAGCCGUGUUGGCUUGGGAGGGGGAGGACUCGACACAGCCACAGCUGGGUGAGACUGGUCCCACUGAAGACCUGGUGUUCCCAGAGCCCAAAGAGGAACCUCUCUUCCCAGAAGCCCCACCUUCCAAGGAAGAGCCUCUCUUCCCAGCUGCCCCCCUUCCUAUGCAGAGCGAAGGCACGAUGGAUCUGGGGGAGGCCUUUGGCUUUUCACAACCACCUGCUCCUCCGUCAGAGAACAUCCUUGACCUGUGGCAAAAUGACAGCUCUGCUGUGCAGCCCACCCCUCCAGAUGCCUGGGAGCUCCAGCAAGGCGGGCCCCCCACUCCAGCCCCGUGGGACCUUCAUGAUGGGCCCCCUGCACCUGCCCCCAUGCUGGUUGAGGUAGAUGUCCCUCCAGGGGCGCCGGAACCACCCUCCUCUGCAGGCCUCCCUGAAGAUAACCUGCUCAAUUUCAAUGACCUGCCUGAACCCCCAGCCACAUUCUGUGAUGCUGAGCAGGACGAAGAGCCAGCAAGCAUUGUUGCAAUUGAGGGGCUGCACCAGAUGACCCUCAGCUAUCAGCAUGCCCUUCAGGAGGCAUCUGGGGCACACCAGGAACCCCAGCUGCUCACCAAUGGGGAGACAGCCCAAAAGGAAAGCACGCAGACGAGUGAAGGUUAUUUCAGCCAGUCACAAGAUGAGGACUUCAACCAAUCAGAAGAACCAUCUGCUAAAGCUCCUCCUCCAUUGUUCUACAAUAAGCCCCCAGAGAUAGAUAUCACCUGUUGGGAUGCUGACCCAGUGCCAGAUGAUGAGGAGAGCUUUGGGGGCAGCGUUUAAGGCCGGCUCCUGCGUCCAACUCCUGUAUCCUGCACCCAGCAAGCCCAGCGUCUGCAAGCCUGGAGCAACUGCAGUGAAGGCCUGGUGCCUGCCCGCUCCGUAUUGUAGUCCAAGGCCUCAGAUUGUACCCCAGCCAGAUAGGAUAUACUCCAUGGUACCCUGGGGUAACUUUUUUCCAGCGUGCGCUCUUUCUCUUUCUCUUUUUUCUAAUGUUGUCAAAUAGGAAAUGUGUAAAUCUGCCUGGUCCCCUCUUUGUUGGUAGCUCCCCUGCAGGCCCUCCUCUUCCUCUGACUCUUGCCCGUCGGGUUUUUUCGGAUCCUGGCCACCCCAUGCCAUUUAUGCCAACUGGGUUGAUCUCCUAAAUGUGCUGCUCUUGGGGGUGGGUGAGGGAGGGGCCUUUCCUCCUCUCAGACUCCACCUGGAGUUUUGAGGAUUUUGCACGAAUUUUAAAUAAAAUAUGGCAAUAAAAUGGCCCUGUGUGGGCAAGGCCCUGGCUCCCAUCAUCUCGCCUCCCUUUGGUCCCCAACAGAGAGCCCCAUUUGGCUUUUGGGCUCCAGCAAGAGUUAGCAACAGCAAGGAAUGUUUUUUCCUACCACAGUUCAACUCCAUGACCCUAUGUCUGAGAGCUAGCCCAUGCCAGACCCUUCUCCUUAGGUCUUAAUUUGCCCUGAGAGCCUGGGACAUGGGGAGGCUCUGGGUGGGCUCCCCUCUCCCCCUCCUUCCCUCUCCCCACCCCUUUUCCUCUCCCAUUCCAUGCUUGGUUUCCUUUCUCUCACUUACUGUAAUUGUUUUUUUGUUUUGUUUUUUUUUGAAAGCACAAAUUCUGUAACAGCAAUGUGCUUAUGUAUGUUAAUAAAUAAAUUGAUUUCAA
Molecule: messenger RNA, 3204 nt
Organism: Sceloporus undulatus (fence lizard)
Lineage: Eukaryota; Metazoa; Chordata; Lepidosauria; Squamata; Phrynosomatidae
Gene: DBN1
Product: drebrin 1
Exons: 15
Coding region: 198-2333 (711 amino acids)
Biological process (GO): neuron projection morphogenesis; positive regulation of axon extension; positive regulation of dendritic spine morphogenesis
Cellular component (GO): actin filament; lamellipodium; dendrite
Molecular function (GO): actin filament binding
Source: RefSeq, a predicted model, not a curated record